Erythranthe guttata (spotted monkey flower) is the source of this 501-nucleotide messenger RNA. NCBI's taxonomy places the organism in Eukaryota, Viridiplantae, Streptophyta, Magnoliopsida, Lamiales, Phrymaceae. The record is from RefSeq and is a predicted model, not a curated record.
AUGCGACGAAGCGUCGCGUGUGCAGUGAAGAACCACGAGGAUGAUUGGAUGAAUGUUAGAUUGCAUGUUUAUAACUGCAUUAGAAGACACGAAGAGUUCUUCAAGGAUUAUUUCGGUGGUGGUAAUUCAGUGUAUCGGGUGUUGACGAGUGUCGCUUAUUGGGACAACGCCCCAGCACCAUAUGAGAAGUGGAUGACUAUCACGGACGUGGGCGUGGUUGUGGCAACAUAUUACAACGCGUUGGUCUUGUCGGCUAGCAGUUUGGGCAAUCAGACUUAUUUACCACUUUGGGCUUCCGAAGGUGUUUCACAGUUAUCUUACGAGAUGACUAUACUAUUUCUUGAACCAGGAAGCCACUUUGUGUAUGUGAAGAUGAAUGACAAUUGCCCGCUUCCUCCGAUUGAUAGACAGUGGGCGAGGUAUAGCAAUAAUAGUGUUGCAUAUCUACCAGAGGCGUUGCGGAGUGGACAUGAAGCGUGGGAUAUUCUAAAUAGUGUUUGA